AUGGUCAACGAUGAGGAAGCGAAUCGUGUUCGCGAUCAAUGCUCAGUGGUGUGGAUACUUCAGAAGCGCUUUCAGGCUUUGCCGGCGACGUGCUGCUACAGCGACUUCGCGACUUCCAUGGCCGGAAUGCUUGAGAAAAAAGUUCCGCGAGCUGGCCAGGCAAUGAUGCACGAUAUAGUUCUCGGGAGCAGGAACACGCAAGAGACCAGAGCGCCUCGACAGCGAGGAGCUGCCAGUCGCCGACCAGCCAGAAAAAAGACAACGGAUUCGACCUAUUUACAGAGCUUCGUUGAUACUCUCAAGGGCUAUUGGGAGCGCAUCGAAGACAAAGUCGAAAAUAAACUCAAGAACUGUCACCCGAACAAGCGAAACCAUUUUAUGGACCUGCAGGCCGAAGUCAAGGAGACCCUGGAAGUGGAUUUCUGGCCGCGCUGGGAGCUGGAAACGACGCGUGGAAGCCAAGCGGAUGAUGAGGGAUCGACAGAAGGAGAGGAUGAGGAUGAAGUGAGAAGGCAAGCCAAGGCCAAGAAGAAAGCCGAAAAGGAAGCCGGCCGAAAGUCGCGGCGAGACGGUGAAGCGGGGCCUUCGACCAAGAAACAAGACAAAGAAAAGAAGAAGGCUGGCAAGCAACUGGAGCUUGAUGAGGCGGUAACAAAAGAGAAGAAAAAGCUGACGACCUUCGAACGGGAACCCUCGCCCGAUCCGUCGGCAGUCAAGCGCGCACGCCGCAGCCCAUCAGCCACUCCGAUGCUCGAAAUCGUCGAGGCUUCGCCGGAAGAGAUGCCAGACCCGCCGCAGAAAGACGCCGAAGAGCCGCAACAAGCUGCCCAAGAAGAAGCGCCGGUGGAGACGCCCAAGUUCGGGGGCUGGGUUCCUAACAUCAUGGCGCUGCUGGCUUGGGAAAAGGCGAGUUUCUGUUCUUUUUUGACCUUUUUAAACGUUGACCCCAACAAGCCGCCACCGAAACCCUACAAACGCAUCGACCCAAAAACGCUGGGCCUCGACCCGGAUCUGCUGUUAGAGGACGAGGAGGAAGACAACAAGCCCUAUAACUGUCGCACCGUCGUCUCGAUCCGCCAUCGUGAUCGGCUGCUUAGUCGACGACUAUGGUCCACUCUCCCCGAUCUGCCGAUCCCCGAACCUGGCGAGACGCUGAUCACAAAGUGGGAUUCUUGCGGCAUCGCGCUGGGCUAUGAGCCGUCAUUCAUCAAGCGCAUCGCGCGCGCUGAGCUCGGCCCGUUCGUUACCGUCGAAUAUCGCGAUCGCCAAGACGUGCAGCUGAUCCCCGCCGAGUUCCUGCUCAUGACGCGCCCCGAUCUCCACUAUCAAGUCAAGCAGCGCCUCAAGACCCUCCCGGCCACGAUCAACACGCUGGCCACCGAGAUUCAAUGGCGGUUGCCUGGCCUUGAAUUGCUAAAAUUU
This is a messenger RNA of Mesorhabditis spiculigera, 1422 nucleotides long. Lineage: Eukaryota; Metazoa; Nematoda; Chromadorea; Rhabditida; Rhabditidae. The record is from the annotation of a GenBank genome assembly.